Messenger RNA from Cherax quadricarinatus, 194 nucleotides. NCBI's taxonomy places the organism in Eukaryota, Metazoa, Arthropoda, Malacostraca, Decapoda, Parastacidae. The record is from RefSeq and is a predicted model, not a curated record.
ACAAGUCCCUGGCGUUCAACUCUACCACCUUAAGUGAGGUGAACCUUUCUUCCAACAAAAUAGCCACUAUCGACCCCACUGCCUUCCAAGGUGUGUCAGGGGCGGUGAACAUCAUCUUGAAGGACAACAGUCUGACUCAGUUGCAGGAAACUCCCUUCCUUGAGUUGCUGAAAGGGAACGACGGGGAUCAUUGA